CCAUGGAUAAGCAUAACCUUACUUUUAUAAGAACAAAACAAACGGGAAAUAAAUUUUCUAGUUGUAAUAUCUUGUAAGGUUACAAAUAAUCUUUCCAGGAGAAUUUUAUAAUGAAGAUAAUUUAUAAUAAAUUCCGAUUAGAGUUGGGUGUUGAUCAAAUUUUACUUCCCUCACUUUUAAAUGUAAAAGAUGCAGGUUUUUAAGAGUUACUUUACAACAGUCAACUUUGCCUUUAAACUUCGAUAGAAAUUGGAAGUCUUUUGGAAUGGCUAGAACUAAUUUAGAGGACUUAUUUCAGUUAAAAUGCUUAUUAAACAAUUUAGAUAUAAAGUUAGCAGCAAGGGUAGAAAAUGGUGUUAAACAGCUAGUGGCAUUGGUACUAAAAACUGGGGACAUUGUUCUUUACUAUACAUAUGGAGAAUUGCCUUCAGUUGUAAGAAGAAUACCCUGGUUUACUGGAAAAACUAAAGAAGUUCAAGCAAUUUGUUUCGAUAACACAGCUACAUGGUUGUUAACAGUAUCUCUAGAUGGUUCAUUGUAUAUUUUACCUGCAUUAAGUUUGGUAGACAGGAAACAGAAAGUUGAUUGUAAAUGGUCUUUAAAUGAUGUAACACAUUUCCCUAAACAUUCGCAAGCACCAGAAUCCAAACCUCAGUGUAUUGUUUGGUGGCAAACAUUGGACUGCAAUCAAAAUGCUCUGGUUGGUUAUGAAAAUGGAGCUAUAGGUUUAAUAAGCCUAACUGAUGGGCGUUGUUUGGGUGUUUGUAGUGUCAGUGAAGAUAUUUCGAAGUUGUAUUUAUGUCAGGAUAAUAGUUUGGAUUGUGUUUCAUUGCUGAUAUGUGGAGUAAGUGGUCAACAGUGGCGACUAAUUCUUGAACAACAUUCCACUGGAUAUGUUUGGCCACCAGAAAAUAAUUCAAUUUCUCAAGAAAGUAUGGCUUCAAGACUACAAAGUCUGAAGCAGAUGGGUGUUGAUAAGUUUGUAUCUUUUAAACAACGAUUAUCAGAAGCUAGAGGAGGUCAAAGAAGGGAUAGUCAAACCAGUGAUUCUACAAGUGAAUCGUCACAUUCAGAACGUUCAGAAUAUUCACACAGUGGACCUGAGCUACUGCCACACCUUUGUGACACAUUUUUUGCACCUCAAUAUGCAAGAAACAGAUAUUUAUUUUCUGCGUUUUAUAAGCCUACAAGCUUGCUGACAAUACAUGGUGUUGAUAUUGAGUCUGCUCCUUUGUUUGUUCAUAGACUGUUACCUAAUGUUGGUUGUUUACUUUUGACAGAUAGAUUUAUUUAUUGCGUUAGUGAAGACUCCAGAACAUUAUCUGUUGUUAGUUCGCAAUUAUCAGAAUGUCAUCUUGAAGGCGAUGCUGAAUUUAAUACUGAAUCACUUAUAACACAAUUUAGUCUGGAGAAGGAUGAAAAAAUUCUAAAUAUUUUUAAACUAACUGAUAUAACUUUUGUACAUGAUAGAAGACAUAAAGAGGAAAAGAGGAAAGAAAAAGAAAAAUCUCUAAAUCUUCCCAAAAGCGUAAACGACGUGAAUAUGGCUAAACCAAAAAUUGAUACUUGUAUAGUAAUUAGUAAUUGUGCUAUAUAUAGAUUAAUUGUAAAAGCUUCUCCUAUACGUAAAUUUGUCGAGUAUGUUAUAGAAGAAAGUGAUUUGGAAAAAGCUGAAAAAAUUGCGAUAGUUUUCUCUCUUAAUUUACAACAGUUAUUAGAAAAUUGUGGCGAUAUUUUAAUUUCUAAUGGUUCAUUUCAUCAAGGUCUAAUUAUGUAUAAGCAGGCAAAAUCGCACCUCCUUAAGCGGGUUCUUAAACUCGCGAUUUGUGGAGAUUCUCAAGCUUUGCUAAAAUUCGUGCAUUUAUGUCUAAGUGUGAGUAAAGUUGACAUGUCAAUUCCAACAAAAAUUCACAUGGGAAAUUUGGCUGUUAUGGCUUUUAUUGAAGAGAUACUGAGAUUUGGAGGGGAAAAGAGGAUAGAAAACACCAAAAAUUUUAUGAAUUUCUUAAAACAUGAAGAAUUUUACGAUCAAGUUCUCGCAGUAAAUGUAGCCUGUCAGGCGGGACAGUGGAAUGUGGUGUCUUUAUUAGCAAAAUCGCGUGGUUUACAACCAGAAGUAGUAGCUGCAAUUAGUCAAAUCAUUCAUUCCGCUUCUGUACACCAUGAAUACACCUAUAAUUUCCUUCUGACACUUUCUGAACCGUGUCUUACACAAAGUUUACUUAUUUUUCCUUCUUGUAGUCAACUUCUAUUGAAUUUUAUUCGUGCAAACAUUGAUUCAUUUCCCGUUUAUGUGUUGCAAAGACUGAUUUUUCAGUUGGAUCCUAGUCAACCCGCUGCUUUGCCAUUAAUUGGUAGGGUAUUUCAGAAUAGAAGAAAUUCGACAAGUAUGGAAUCAAUGAUUGAAUCUUUAGAAGUAGAAAAUUUUGACAAAGGGUCAACUAUUGUUAAAGAGUUCAUAGAAACGUUUAUAGUAGUUCUUAUUUGUUUAGUGUCUAAAACCAAUGAAUUUGGGUAUAAUAUUGAUCUUUUGGAAAAAAUUGAUCCACCUGAAAUGCCUUCGCAACAAAGCUUUAUCAAAAAAAUGCCAAGUGCCCAACCUCUAGGAUGUGGCUUCGAACACGCAGCUAUUAUUCGCAAUGGUCAGGUGUAUUCAAUGGGUGUAGCGAGUUCGGGGUGUCUUGGAUUUGGUCCUCUGCUUAUACAAAGUAGCCCUCCGAGAAUAGUUCACACACUUUCUGAACUUAAAGUAAAUGCAAUCAGCGUUAGUUGUGGGAGAAAGCACACCCUGGCACUGACGGAUUAUGGAAUUUAUUGUUGGGGAUCUAAUACUUUAGGCCAAUUGGGUCUCGGCCAGGAAGUACAUGAAAGUCCUUAUCCUCAAGUAAUAUCAGCAUUAUCUACUGUUAAGAUUGUGGAUGUUGCAGCUGGACAGUAUCAUAGCAUAGCCCUUUCUGCAAUCGGUCAAGUGUAUACUUGGGGUUGGGGUAUUCACGGUCAAUUGGGUCAUGGUUCUUGUGACAAUCAGUACAUUCCGAAAUUACUCAGUUUGCCUGAUAUAAUAGUACAAAUUGCUGCCGGACAUGCACAUAGUCUAGUAUUAACAAAAGAUGGAAAACUGUUCGGAUUUGGGUCAAAUGCUUUUGGUCAGCUAGAAAGCAAUAAUCUUGAAAUUAUGAAAACUAGCCACCCAAUUCCUGUUUUUCUCUUACCAGACAUUUAUAUGCCUUUAGAAAAAAUUUCUUCUGCGUAUUUUCAUAACAUUGCUGUUCGAGUAGAUCAGGAAGUGUAUACAUGGGGAGCAAGUCCCCAAGAAAUGAGACUGUCUCAGUCAAAACAAAGUCAAAAGGGAACAGACUCGGGGAUAAGUAAACUCUCUGAACCUUGGAAGGCAACAAUGCACAUUUAUUCUGGAUCAAUUCAAAAGCCUAUUGAGCAGGUGGCUGCUGGUUUUCGACAUACUGCUGUUCUGCAUAAUGGAAAACUUCUAAUCGGAAAAAAUUUAGAUGAAGAAUUAGCGCCCCCAAAAAUAAGUGAAAAGGAUAUGGGAAUUUUUAAUCAAAGAUUUAUUCAUGUUGGUUGUGGUUCUGAUUACACAAUGGCUGUUGACCAUUCUGGAAAAGUUUUGGCAUGGGGAAGCUAUUCAAUGGCGCAAACUUUAACUGGAAAAUCCAGUGAAGAUGAGUCAAGAAGGCCUGAUGGAAAAUUAGUUAUUUUUAAAAAUACGAAACGCGUAAUACGCCUACCCCAUGGUUUCCAUAUUAACUGCGAUUCGCCCCCUGUUGAAGUCCCAAGUUUACCUUCAAUGGCAAUUACUUUUACCCCUUUAAAUCAUCAAACGAUUUUAUCAAAAACUACUCCUGUUUCUAUACAUUCACUUGAAAACAAAUUAACAUCCAAUAUUCAUUAUAUAGAUUCUGAUUAUUCCUUUAAAUAUGGACCCAAAACGUUGCAUUAUGUCCUUGAAACUUACCACGGCUUAUACGAUACAGAAACAAUCCUUUCCAAAUGUUUACAGAUGAAGAAUUACCAAGCUGCAAGUAAAAUUGCUUUGUUGGAGGGUCAUUACAGUGAUAGUUUUUCCUUCCAAUUAAUGGCUUUUAAAGAGCAUUGUACAAAGUUCAAACUAAACUUUGAAAUUUUUAAUAGUCCUGUGGUAAAAGAUAAGUCUUGCGACUCAAUAAUAGACUCUAAUAGACAAAGCGAGAUUGAUGUAACUCCAACAAACAAUAAAAUAACCAAUUCUCCUGCACGAAUAUUAAGUUCCAGUUCCUCAUUGGAUAGUUUAAAACAAUGGACCGAUGAAGCCGAAAAUCAGGGUGGAAGAGAAAGUCCGUGUAGCAUGUCGGAGUUUGGAGAAAUGAAACAGACAAUGGCCCAAUUUCUUAGUUCAAUUAAAAGUGAAAGUUCUCCCCCGAUAUCAAAUAUUUCGAAACUGAUCUCGUACUCAAAACCUUCUGAUGGUGAACUCAAUAAGGAUAAUGAGAUCUAUGCACAUAUAAAAGACGAAAACACUAAAGAAAUAGUUAAACAAGCAUUUCAUUUGAUUGAAUUUUAUAUCCAGAAGAUACACAUGUCUGAAAAUCACAUUUUAAUGCAGAAUAUACUGUUGAAAAGUAUCGAAUUUUGGCUUGCAAACAACUUGCCAGUUUCUGUUCUGGAAAAUAUAUUAUUGAAAAAUAUGGAUAAAUAUUUUUAUCCAUUGUCCAUAUUACUAUUCUGUAAAAAUUUUAACAACAAUUUGGGGGAAGAAUUUGUGAAGAAAGAUGUUGAUGAAAAAGACAAAACUUCAGCUAAUUUCUUAAAAGAGUUUUCAACUAAGUUCUGUCUGCAACUUUGUUACAUGGUAUUGGAGAACGUUAACAAGGCUUAAUGUAAAAAUAUAGUAAUAACAAAAAAGUACGUACAAAACGCUGUUUACUCAUUUGAUACUAUAUUUUAGAGAAAAUUGUUUCUAGGCACAAAGUAAUUAAAAAAUUUGUUUUGCGUUUUUCACAAUAUGUAAACUGUAUUUGUAUUUGAAUAUCUACGCGGUGCUCAUUUUCUGAUGCAUAUGGAUUUUUCUCAUAAGGUGAAGUAUUAAGACAAAAAUCGAUUCCCAUCGAAAAAUAAUCACCCAGUAUGCUAAGUUUUAACUAAACGUGUAUACCUUGCACUAAAAGAUGUUUUAUACGCACGAACGCUUUUUAUAUUUUUUUUACAAAGUUUGACAGGUUUUUAUUGUAUUACCUUGGGUAUAUAUUGCCAUUAUAUCAAUGCGUGUUUGUUUUUCCAAACAUUAAAUAUGAAUUUUAAGCUUAGAGGAAUCUCAUUUUAAUUUGUAAUCUGUGAUAUUAUUACAACAACGCUAUGGUUUCUAAGUGCAAUCAGCUUUCAAUAGGUAGAACAUUUAGCAAUGUAUUUGAUUUCAUUAAAAUGACUUAUUCUAUUAAUCAUGUAGAUUAGAGUCAGAAAAGAGGAGUAGUGCCAAUAAACCUAAUACUGACUUCAAGUAGAAAAUAAAGAAAUCUUAAAGAUUUACUACAAAGGAAACACAAAAUGUUCUAAAAAAAUGUGAAAACUAUGUUCUAUUCGCGCUUAUUCAAUUGUUUAAUGAAAUAAGAAUAAUUGCUUAUUAUACAAUUAAUUCUUGGUAAUUUUUAUUGCAUAAUGU
Molecule: messenger RNA, 5653 nt
Organism: Agrilus planipennis (emerald ash borer)
Lineage: Eukaryota; Metazoa; Arthropoda; Insecta; Coleoptera; Buprestidae
Exons: 12
Coding region: 266-4873 (1535 amino acids)
Molecular function (GO): protein binding
Source: RefSeq, a predicted model, not a curated record